This is a messenger RNA of Microcebus murinus (gray mouse lemur), 6311 nucleotides long. NCBI's taxonomy places the organism in Eukaryota, Metazoa, Chordata, Mammalia, Primates, Cheirogaleidae. The record is from RefSeq and is a predicted model, not a curated record.
ACUUAGUGUUGAUUCCUGGUUUUAUUGUAUUGUAUUGUGUUAAAGUUUCCGACCAGGGUGAAGUCCUAAAUCACCUCCUCUUAAAUCGGUCUGUAGUCCCUUGGUGGGUAGAAGUACAUGUAGUUGUCAUAAUAGCAACACUGAUUUACAGCGAAUAUGACUAGGAUUUGAAAGUGGUGCUUGUAAGUCACUUAUUUUAGUAUAAACUCGAGUUUCCGUUUUUCCAGCUGACUUUUAACAUUCAAACAGAAUACAUAUUCUCAGUAAAAUUCUUAGAGCUUAAAAUUCUAGGUUUGUCUUUUAUGGGGAAAAUGGUCCCAGCCUGUUUUCUAACAACCACUACUCAAAACCAGAUACCUGUGAAAAAAUUAAGAGGCAUUUUUUAAAGCGGAACAGGAGGACUUUCUAACAGCCCGUCAAUGUUUAACAAUUUUAAUGAGCUUUUAGAACGUGUCAUGUUUUAGCUGUGAAUCAUUUCGCAGUAGAGUCUGUGGCUUUCCUGCCAAAGUUAUCUUUAGUGAGAGCUGGAUACUUGCAGCCAGAUUUGGAGUGACGUGAGUGUGCGCAAAGCUGGAAGCAGAUUCCACGAGAGACCCAAACGUCGGAGGGGGCUGUUUAGAGUGUCUGAGCCUUGUUUCUCUCAAUGCGCCCUCUGACGAUCUUCGCCACAUUCUCCUGCCGCUCCCAUUCCAGGGACUAACUCAGAACGGCUUGGGAAUCGGUGACUUGGGUGAAUGAACUCUCUCUCUCCCCCACAUUCCUGGCUUCCUUCGUCAACUCAUGGCAUGUGUGCGGACUUUAAGCUUUCAAGUGCGAGACGGUGACAGACACAGGGGAUGACUUGCAUUUGCCUGGGAGAUGGGGUUUGCGUGUUGGCACCUUCUUUCCCUUCCCAUGUGCCGAAUUAGGCCAAGCUCAUUUGGUUUCAGCGAAGGCGGUUUUCCUCGGUUCACUGAGAAGCCGUGAUUGCCUAGUGGUGACCAGAGGAGAAAGGGCGGUCCUGGGAGUGUCACCCCGAAGAGAGGCCGUAUAAAUCAAGCGUGCGUUUUCAAGCAAGAAAAUGUGUCCAAGUCACAGAGGAGCGUAAUUUGGCUUCUGGAGACGUGAGCGUCUUGACUUCUCCUCGGUUUAUGCAGAACUGUCCCUCGAGCUUGUGCGUGCCAAGCCCCGUGCGUCGGCAGUGAGGAGCGCAGAGACCGGUUCCUGCCGUCCGUCCGCCCUUACUGAGCACCGAGGAAGUGAUUCCUGAGAGAGAGAAUCAUCAUUUUUGGUAAACGAACCAAUCCCAGAAUGUGAAUAGUGUGGAACGUUAUCUGCUGACAGCUCUUUGCAACAGACUUCCUCCCCGCACUUACCCUGCGGCUUAGCUUUCCAGCCAGAGGUUCCUCUUAUCCAGCAAAAAAUGGCUAACCCGAAGAUGAGACUGAUGUAUAUUUGUCUCCUGCUCGUGGGGGGCCUUUGUUUGUACGUCAGCAUGUCCGGCCUGAGUCCCUUUAAAGAGCAGCCCUUUGCUUUCAAGAAAGAGUACGGGAGCUUCCUCCAGCUCCCAGACAUGGACUGCAGGCAGAACCCCCCCUUCCUGGUCCUGCUGGUGACUUCGUCCCACAAGCAGCAGGACGCCCGCAUGGCCAUCCGCCAGACGUGGGGGAGAGAGAGGAUGGUGAACGGAAAGCUGGUGAAAGCCCUCUUCCUCCUGGGGACCACGGCCAGCAAGGCCGACACGAGGGCGGUGGCCGAGGAGAGCCGGCGCCACCGGGACGUGAUCCAGAAGGACUUCGUGGACGCCUACUACAACCUGACGCUGAAGACCAUGAUGGGCAUGGAAUGGGUGCAUCACUUCUGUCCCCAGGCCACGUUCGUGAUGAAGACAGAUUCAGACAUGUUCAUAAACGUCAACUACCUGACCGAGCUGCUCCUGAAGAAAAACAGGACCAGCAGGUUUUUCACCGGUCACUUGAAGCUGAACGAGUUUCCGAUCAGGAACAGCUUCAACAAGUGGUUCGUCAGCAAGUACGAGUACCCGUGGGACAAGUACCCGCCCUUUUGCUCGGGCACCGGCUACGUCUUUUCCGGGGAUGUGGCGAGCCGGGUGUUCAACGUCUCGGAGAGCGUCCCGUACAUCAAGCUGGAGGACGUGUUCGUGGGGCUCUGCCUGAAGAAGCUGCGCAUCCGGCUGGAGGAGCUGCACUCGGAGCGCACCUUCUUCCCGGAGGGCCUGCGCUUCUCCACCUGCCGCUUCAGGAAGGUCGUGGCCUGCCACUUCGUCAAGCCUCAGGAUCUCGUCAACUACUGGCAGGCCGUGGAAAGUUCCCGGGAGGAGGACUGUCCGGCUGCGUGAGGGGCUUGGUGAUACCUCCAGACAGGGUCAGAUGACUGCAGUGAUGGUGGCCGAAAGGUUUUGACACCUUGCUGGGAGCUGGCCAGGGUGGGGACAUGAGGGCGCUGUCCUCUGUACUCCGAAUCUACACCCAGACACAAGCUCACAGGAAGCCACUGGUUAGUUCUCGCUUGGUGCCAUCCUUUGAGCACCCAACACGGCUGUACCAGGUGUUUGAUUUACCCCUGCAGUUUCGCAUUUCAGGGGUCAGUAGCCACAUGGCGUGGUGGGUGUGAUUGUUCCCACUUUACAGAUAAGGAAACAGCAGCCAAGAAAGGUAAAGAGACUUGACCCAAGCUCAGAGCAGGGAUGGAAAUGGAACAUGCCAGAAUGCAAUGGGCAGCCCCCAGCCUGGGCCAUCCCCUGUGCCGCCUGUCUUGGCAGAGGGCCGUGGUGACACAGGCUCCGAGGGAAGCCUUGCGGCUGGCAUCCUUCAGUACCUAUCCGGAGUCCCCCGCAUGCCAGCUCCCAAUCCCUGUGCGUUUUAGUGCAAAGACUGGGUGGAGCAAACGCACCGGGUUCCUGCCUGCGCAGGGUCGGGCGUGGCCGGGCCCUGCGGCAUUGGCAGCUCUGCACCCAGCAUGCGCGGAAGCACAGCCCGGGGCAGAGGACGUGCCGCCAUGGCCGCAGCUCAGCCGCUGAGCAAUGCCCAGCUCCGGACAGAAAUCAGUCGUUAUAAAUUUAUGAAUCAGGCUCAGAAACCACUGCAGUCUGGCCACUGUGCAGACGGAUCAUGCUGACUUCUCCAGUGAGCAGGACGUCUCUUCCGAGCCAUCUGUCACUCGGGUCCCGAAGCUCCAGAAGGCUUUUGUCUUCAAUCCAUGGAGACCUUUCGGUCUCUCACUUCAAACCAAAGGGCACACAGUCCAGGUGGGAUUCUGGGUCUCUUCCCCCGAUCUGGGAAUUCCACUGGAUCUAAGUCAAAAUGAUCUUAAGGACCCCUUGGACACAAAGCCCCGAGUGGGCCCGGGUCAGUGGGGUGUCCCUGUGUCUGCUUCCCAAGCCCGACCCAAGCUCAUCCUCAUUGAAUUUCUCAUUUGGCCAAGGAACAAGAGAGCCAUGCGGAUUGGCAUUUACCUUUCAGUUUUCUUCCCACCCCACACCCCGCCCCUGCCGAGGUUAGCGGGAGCCUAUUUUGCAGGGUUGCGUGAAAACAAGGCACUUCUUUGCAAGGUGUCAGCCUGUUUAGCCACUACCACGUGACCUGCAAAGCACCCGUCAUCAUAGAAAUGAUUGUUUUUUAUUGUUUACUGUAUCCGACUUUACUGAGUACUCAGAGAAAAGGGCCCAGGUGGCUGCCUCACUUACAAAUGUUGGACUCAGUGCCCACCUGAGCUCAGGAAAAGCUAUUUGCUGCAGACGGUUGUGACGAUGCUGACCUGUGGAAGCAGGUCCGGCGUCCUACUUUGCACAGCACUUCUUGUGUCUGGAUUGAGCUGCUGCUUUGCACGUGUGUCGCUGCGUCCUGGCUGCUCUGAGCACCCUGGGUCAUGCUCAGAGGAGCCUCCUUCUCAGGUGGAAAAUCAGGGGCUGACACGCCUCGGUUCCAUACUCUGGAGAGAGCGGUGUGCUUCGAGGGUGACGGGGCCUGGCGGUAGGCCUGGUCUGUGCUUAGCUGUCCAGCGUGCCCAGCGUGUGUCUGCGGCCACCAGUCUUGGCGGGUGAGCUGUGGUCAAGCCGCUGCCUCUGCUCGGCGGGUCCAGGCUCCCGUCUCCCCAGCCCUUGGCCCUGGGGACAGGUGAGAGCAGGUGUGGGCCCCACUGCCUGCCUCUGUGUGCUCUUAAAGGACAGUCUGCAAGCCACGUUGUUUCCCCCACUGUGAGGCAAGUUUUUAUCAUUUUUCACGUCUCUAGAACUUGAAGGGACCUUGGAGCACAUUCAGCCCUGCCUCCUCUUUUAUGUGGGGUCAAAACGAAGCUCAGAGAGACCAGAGACUGGCCCGAGACCUCGCAGCUGGUGCGUGGGGAAUGCAGGGUCCGGCCACCCUGUGUUGCACCGGGCCCCAUGUCUGGGGGAGGGAGAGCCCAGGCGAGCACACACGAGAUGGCGGAGCUUUUCCUCUCCAGCAACCCCCGUGUGGCUUCCGCACGGAACUGGGGAGAGGCCAGGGCCGCUGGGCAGUGGCUCCACUUAGUCCCCAGAGUGGAAGGAUUUGAUUAGCAGGUACUGUUUGCCAGCUCCUGAGAUAAGGGCUUUAUAGGUGGGAGAGGGUACAACCACUGUGCCUGGUGCACAGAUCAGGAAACUGAGGCAGAGAGAGAGGUUGAACAACUAGCUCGAGGUUAUGUAGCUGAAAAGUGGCAGAAGUAGGAUGUGUCCCCAAGCUGUCGGGGCCACCGUGUGUGUGUGUGUGUGUGUGUGUGUGUGUGUGUGCAGCACUGCCCUGCGGCCUCCCAGGCCGUGAGCAGACUCUUCUCCGUGUUCCAGGGCUGCAGGGGCCGGCUGCAUCGGCUGCUCCUGCUGCAUUUCCAGGGGACGUCCUCAGGGCCCUGCAGUCUGCCUCCCAGGGGGACCGUGGCCGGGGCCGUCUGUCUCCUGUACCACCAGCACCUCCGCUGUCGGACUGGAGUCCGAGCUCUUCUCCAGCCUUAGGAGGGUGACCCUGCAAGGCCACGCUUCCAUCCGCAGUCCACCGUCCCCUCUGCUGGACCGUCCCACAGGCACACAGACAGGCUGCCAUUUCCCGUGUGACAACUCCUGUCCGGUCCCGUGGCCUUGGUGGCAGCAGCCCACGCGGGGCCGUGCGUGUUUGCUGCACCCCCGGGCCUUCCUGUCUUUCUGAGCUCCCCCGGCGGACGUGUGCACCCUGCACUCCAGGACUUCUGCCGGCCCGUGUUGCUGGGUCGUGCGGGCCGUUCUUGGCCCUUGUCAUGUGUGACCAGGAGCUGGUCUCAGCCGCUUCCCCGGGAGAGUCUCGUGUCUUCUGCUCCCGCGGGGCUUCCCUCCUGCUCGCGGGUCGCGCCUCUGCGUCUCCUUCGCUUCUUCCUUGUCUCUGCUCUGCCCGGCUAGUGCCGGUGUAGCCUGGGCUCGGCCUGGGCCACUUUCUCCCCUGGUUGCUCCACGUCCUCCGGGGCUCGUCCUGUCUCAUGGCUGCAGAUGUCCUCUGUUAUGGUGACAGUGUCCCCAUUUAUCUCCUGCCAGAACUUUCUUGCCCUUCAAUCUCAUAUAAUCAAGUACUGUGUACUUGAUUUCACCUAAUGAGCAAAUCCAGCGCUGCACUUCUGAUCACCCUCAGCCAUCUGUCCCGACCGCAGCCUCCCCAGCUGGGUCAUGGCCGCUCCACCCCUCCUGCCGCGAAAGAAAGUCAAAGACCCUGGAGCCGCCCCCCCCCGCCCCCCGCCCGACUCCUCUCGCUCAGCUGCGGCAUCAGGAAAGGCUGCCGGCCCGACAUUCAGGUUAUGUUCAGAAGCCGACCACUUGCCGCCCCUCCACGGCGGCCCCCUGUGCAAGCCCCUGUCGCCUCCCCCUGUGUCCCUGCGGUAGUCUCCGGCCUGGUCUCAGCUUCCACCAUGGCGUCCCCUUGCUCUGCUCCCAACGGCAUCCAGAGUGGUCCUUUGAAAGUCUCACUUCUCUGCUCAAAACCUUCCCGUGGCUCUUCUGUGUCCGAGCAAAAGCCACAUGCUCAAUUCUGCCGUCUGCCUGUCACUCCCUCAUCUCAUCCCAUCCCGGUUCCCCUGGCUCCCUCGGCCUCCCUGCUGCUCCUGGCACAUCCACCUCGGGGCCUUUGCACCCCUGCUCCUCCGCCAGGAACGCCCUUCCCCCAGAUGGCUUGUGGCUCCCUCCUCUGCCUCCUUCAAGUCUCGGGCCAGCGUCCCCUUCGGCGAGGCCUGCCCUGACCCCCUUAUGUGAAAUCGCAUCUCGGUCCACUCCCCUGUCCCCUAACUGAUAUUCUUUCCAUUGCACUACAGUUUCUAAUAAAGCAUAUAGUAUCUAA